AUGUCUCGAGCUCUGCGCGCAUCUCGUCAGAGCGCUGACGAUGUGGCAGCGGGAUUUUAUGCAUUCCGUGAUCCUCUUCCAGAACAUGCGGGCGAGAUCGCAUCGCUCAUGUCCGAGUUAUUCGCAAUCAGCGCAUCGUUAUCUAGCUUGGAGCGUUUAGCUGAAUCUCCCAGAGAUCGCCGUGCUUUUACAAUGAUCAAAUCAGAUUUGAACGUGGUGCAAGCCAGUUACGCAUAUACAAUCGAGGAUAUCGGCGAUAUUUUUAGAGGUCUCGAUGGCGGCGCAGAUGCUAGUUCUAUGAGCUACGAGCGCACAUGGAGAACUAUGAACCGGUUUUUUUGGGAUCAAUCACAGUAUUCCCUCGCAACCCGCCUAGCCAAGUAUAAGACGGUCUUUAAAGAGUUUGAUGACUUGGUAAGAGAUGGCCAAUAUAAUUCCCCGCUCCUCGCGGGACUCGUCAAUGGUUUCAAGUCUUUACUCUCAAUACAAGACGGCCGCUUUGCUGCUCGCUUUGAAGGCAUGACGCUCCGCCCGAAUGACUCACCUAUCGGUAACCGCUCGAGACCCCCCAGCCCGGCGAGGGACCGUCCGGCAAGGGACCGCCCAAUGAGGGAUCAUGCAGUAAGGGACCAUCCAGUGAGGGACCACCCAGUGAGGGAUCACCUAGCGAAUGACCGGAAUGCACGACGGCGGAGAUCAUACGAGCGCACUCGACCCCCGCAUCUGUCUCUUCCACCGAUGUCGCCUUCUUCGGGCACUUCCUCGGAUUUCCCACCAUCUAUACCGGAUAUCCCUACCUCGCCGGAUACUUCUACUACUAGCCGUUCGAGUGCCCCUGAUAUUAUCAAAGAACACUGGGCUAAGGAUACAUUCAGGUCUGGUAGCACCAGUACUCCUCUACCAUCCGUGAGGGAAAGAUCCCUGAACGAUGAGUCUGAUAUGCGCGUGUCCUUUUACUUAAGGAGAAGAGACUAUCGCGUCCGUAUCCUUUGCAGGGAGCCCCACCGGACGGGGCCUAGUGACUACUACUGCUUGCCGCUUAACCUACUUGAAGUCUUGCGAGAAGGCUCUUGUCUCCGACUGUGCAGGCGGCGGAAUCGUGGAACAGAGCUUGUUUUAUGGACCCAAUUGAAGUUCACCACAUUGGAGGAUCUGGUGCUAUUCCAUAACACAUUUCUUGCCUUGCGUUCCCAGGAUGCAGGCCACCCUGUCGGGGAAAUUUUAGACCACGAGCUGGACGACGAAGAUGAAUGCUUUGGGGGUACAAUCGUAGAUGAUGAAUAUGUUCAUGCGCUACGCGUAUACAAAGACUUGGUGACUGGAGCCGUAAGACUCCAGGCAUCGGUCCACCGAGGAGAGAUGAACCAUACACCCGUCUGGACUGCGUUCGUUACCCACAACCUUCAGAAACAUAGUUGGCUUAGGCAAUAUGAUUCUAGAACGGUAGUUGUCCGUGAUAUCAAGCCCAUAACCUUUAUAUCUAUGGAUGAUUAUACACCCCCGCAGACUUCACAAGGGCAUCAUGUCCUGAAGUUUGAAAGCUCUUCUGAUGCUAGGAUGUUCUUGGAUAUCAUGGAUGAAAUGGGCGAUUGA
Messenger RNA from Penicillium vulpinum, 1593 nucleotides. RefSeq lists its product as uncharacterized. The transcript has 7 exons. The coding region runs from base 1 to 1593 and encodes 530 amino acids. The record is from RefSeq and is a predicted model, not a curated record. Lineage: Eukaryota; Fungi; Ascomycota; Eurotiomycetes; Eurotiales; Aspergillaceae.